Molecule: messenger RNA, 1465 nt
Organism: Salvelinus sp. IW2-2015
Lineage: Eukaryota; Metazoa; Chordata; Actinopteri; Salmoniformes; Salmonidae
Source: RefSeq, a predicted model, not a curated record
UUCCCUAAUUUCAAAAUGGCUGCGUCCACGAAUGACAGUAAAGGAGCGUCUCUCUCCAAAUCCGAGUAUCUGAAACGUUAUUUAUCUGCAGAUGGAGACGCCAAGAAGUCAAAGGAGAAGAAGGCUAAAAAGAAAUGCAUUAAAGUUACAGGAAAGGGGAUGAAGAUAGUAGAUGACGAUGUGGAUUGGAAACAGAUGACCGGCGAGAAGGGGAACGAAGAGGAAGAGGAGGAGGAAGAAGAGGAGGCGCCAGUGGUUGCUGAGAUGGUAGACGACCGUCCAGAUGAGAUCAAACGCCUGGAAGCCUUCAGGACCAGCAACAAAUGGAGAGUGAUGGGAGCUGAUGAAGAGGUCCCAGAGGAGGAGGAGGAGGAACAGAGAGUUCGACACGAUUCGCCAGAGCCCCUGUCGAUCAAAAAGACGCGACAUGAUUCGCCAGAGCCCCUGGCACUCAGAAAGCAGCGUCAUGAUUCGCCGGACGUCUCUCCGCCUAGGAGGAUUGGACAUGAAUCCCCCGAUGCGUCUCUUCGUAGACUGAAGCCUAGCGUUCCUCCCUCAUCAUCAUCCCAACCCCCCCACAGGACACACAGCAGAGAUUCAUCUCCGUCCAGGAGGCGGGCUCAGCACGGGCCCGGCUCAGACUCAGACCAAUCACCUCCAAGGAAAAGGACACAGAUGGGAGGGGCCUCUGAUUCUGACCAAUCACCGCCCAGGAGAAGGCGAAAGGGAGGGCAGAACUGUGAUUCUGACCAAUCGCCCCCCAGGAGGCGACCCCGUGGUGGGAGGGGCUCAGACUCUGACCUCUCCCCCCCUCGCAGGCCUGACCAAUCACAGUCUCGGAGCAUGCUGUCAGGAGGCGCAGCAGGACUGGUAUCCGUGGAGGUUCUAAGAAGAGAACAGGAGGAGAACCGACGCAGAGAGAAGAUCAACCAGCCGCUAGAAGAUGCGUCUCGUAAUGCGGAGACUGUGUUCAGAGAUAAGAGUGGGAAGCGGAGAGACAUCGAGACGGAGAGAGAGGAGCAGAGGAGGAUGGCAGGAGAGAAGGCAGAGAAAGACCUUAAAUAUGCUCAGUGGGGGAAAGGUGUGGCCCAGGGCCAGAUGCAGCAGCAGAAUGUUGAGGACGCGUUGAGGGAAUCCCAGAAGCCUCUAGCACGUUCCUGUAAUGACCAGGACCUGGACAGGAUGUUGAGAGAGCAGGAGAGAGAGGGAGACCCCAUGUUGGCCAUGAUGAGACGCAAAAAGGACCGAGACAACAAACUACGAGGACUCAAAGAGAAGCCUCGCUACAAAGGCCCGGCUCCGCCCCCAAACCGCUUCGACAUUCCACCAGGCUACCGUUGGGACGGAGUGGACAGGUCGAAUGGUUUGAACAGAAGCGUUACACCAGAAUGGCUGAUAAGAAGGCUGUGCAGGAGAUGGCCUACAAGUGGAGCGGUAGAGGAAUGAGAGGAGAAAUGAGACAGAG